Molecule: messenger RNA, 1423 nt
Organism: Emericellopsis atlantica
Lineage: Eukaryota; Fungi; Ascomycota; Sordariomycetes; Hypocreales; Bionectriaceae
Exons: 3
Coding region: 351-1175 (274 amino acids)
Source: RefSeq, a predicted model, not a curated record
CCAGUCGCAACGGGUGGUGACGCUUGAAACCUAGGAGCGAUAAAACAAGAAAACCCAGCAUCCCUUCCCCCAUGGUGCCUUAGCUUUGACCUGGCGGUGAAAGAAAGAAAGCGCACAGCUCCCUCAUCGUCAACGCGUAUUUAGAUUCCGUUUUCCCGCCCUACUCGCCACAUCCCUUGGGAUUUCCUCAGAAGCUCGCGCAUGCAAAGCGGCCUCCUGAAAUAAACAACGGAACCCACGAGCCCAACCGCCCACAACCCGACGAGAACCCUUGCGCCAGCACAGACAGUUCACCUCUCCAAUCACUUCUCGCUCAUUUGAGCCGUUGAUUGAAGAAUUCUUUUGACACAAUGGCUGCUUUCGUCGGCAAGUUUAUUGGCAAGAAGAUCCUCGGGGAGACCUUGCAGAACAAGUUUGGAAAGGAGGACCCCUACUUUGAGUCCGUGCCCGCGACCCGAAUCGAUGGAAAGCUUGGAAAGCCAGGGAAGGUCAAGAGACGCAAGAAGGCCCUGCCACCUGGCAUCUCAGAGCACGAUGGACAGGUCCUGACCAAGGUCAAGCGUCGCGCAUAUCGACUGGAUUGCUGUCUCUUCUCUUUUCUCGGAGUCAAAUUUGGAUGGGGAAGCGUCAUCGGGAUUGUGCCUUUCAUUGGUGAUGUGCUGGACGCCUUCAUGGCUCUCAUGGUCAUGAAGACAUGCAUGCAGAUUGAAGGCGGCCUACCCAGCGGGCUCAGAGCUAAGAUGAUGUUCAACAUCAUCAUUGACUUUGUCAUCGGACUUGUGCCCUUCGCGGGUGACCUUGCCGACGCACUAUUCAGGGCCAAUACUCGCAACGCAAUUGUUCUCGAGGAGCACCUUCGCCAGAAAGGCAAGAAACAGCUCCGACAGAGCGGCCUGGCAAUGCCUGCAGUCGACCCUAGCGACCCCGAUGCAUGGGAUAGUGUCGAGGACAGUGCCACACCGGGCAGGCGCUCGCAUCCUCCUUCACGCCAGAACUCAGCCCGGUCUGUUUCGCGGACGAGAGAGCAGGCACCCACGCAGCCUCCCCCGGCUCAGACCAGGCAGAGCCGAUCUGGAUGGUUCGGACGUGGCAGAGAACCAGCACCUGAUGUCGAACAGGCCCAACCAUCUCGCUCGACUGUUCGCAAGGACGAUCGCCGUAGCAAUCGUCACUAAGAAGGUCGGUCAUUGGAUGACACCCAAUGCACCAGUGCGAUUCUCGAGUGUAUGCCCUCCGGGAGGCGAGAAAGGCCUGUCUGCGGGUCAGCUGGUCCACAUAAGGGUGGAGGCCUUCGAUGUCGAGGAUCUUUCAUUUCCGUAGAUAUGUUCUUGGUCAAGAGGCGUGCGUGGAGUUUUGAGUCGUAAGUUUGGAAGCUACUGAGUUUUGAUUCUGCCGGCAUUGAUGUUGAGGGACAAAUACCCUA